This is a messenger RNA of Leptosia nina, 426 nucleotides long. The record is from the annotation of a GenBank genome assembly. NCBI's taxonomy places the organism in Eukaryota, Metazoa, Arthropoda, Insecta, Lepidoptera, Pieridae.
AUGUCUGGACACAAUGUAAAUGUUUGUGAUAUUGGAGACGACGUGAAAGAGAAGUUAAAAAAGUUUCGCUUUCAAAAACACACAUCCAAUAGCGCUUUGAUUUUAAAGGUUAAUCGUGAAAAGCAAGCUUUAGAAGUUGACGAAGAACUGGAAAGUAUAGAGCUGGAAGAACUACAGGAUAUUCUGCCCUCUCAUCAACCAAGAUUUAUUGUCUACAGUUACAAAUUGGAGCAUAGUGAUGGUCGAGUUUCAUUUCCAAUGUGUUUUAUCUUCUACACCCCUAGGGAUGCACAUAUGGAGUUACAGGUGAUGUACGCAGGUACACAGCGCGCCUUAGCCGCGGCCGUCGGCGCCCCGCGAUUACUCGAAGUCAGGGAGAUAGACGAACUGACCAACGAAUGGCUUAACGAUAAAUUAAAACGAUAG